UUUUCCGGUGGUAUACACAUUCUAUCAAUAUUAAUAGCUCCAACUUUGAGGAAGAGUGGACCCCGAUGGGCCUGGUGACAAAUUCUUCCGUUUGUCCCGGGUAUCCGGCGUACAAAAACUCCUUCAGUCGAGUGGCGAGUGCGCCACGCAUUUCGUGGCGAGUGCCUCGGCUACGCGGCACACGAUUGUCUCAACGAAGAUGCGCCAUCGCAGAUACUAUGGCAGGGAAGUCUUGCCCACAGGAUAAUCUUCUUUCUUCCUGCACCUCAGCCACGCUCCUCCUAAAAACUUUUCACUCCCGUGUACUGCCGGUGUGCAGGUGCCCCUUUUCCGUGCCGACCCUCGCGCAAUAUAGCCUAUUGUCUAGGACAAAUGGACAUAAUUGUUACUAUCUGCAGGAAGCAUGCCAGCCCGGCGGCUGCUGCUAUAACGGCUGAUGCGAGACAUUUGCCUGUGGACUUUUUCGGCUUCAUACAACCCAUGCGUGGUUAGAAAAUCCUUUAAUAGACACCGUUCCCUCGAUUUUAAGCAGGGGUGAAGCAUACUCUAGACUGUUUCUGUUUGUAACUUCCCCGACGUACUCUCAACUUAUCCAUACAACGUACUCUCAUCAUAUUCUCAACAUACUCUUAACAUACUCUCAACAAAGCUC
This is a messenger RNA of Babjeviella inositovora NRRL Y-12698, 652 nucleotides long. RefSeq lists its product as uncharacterized. The transcript has a single exon. The coding region runs from base 66 to 437 and encodes 123 amino acids. NCBI's taxonomy places the organism in Eukaryota, Fungi, Ascomycota, Pichiomycetes, Serinales. The record is from RefSeq and is a predicted model, not a curated record.